This is a messenger RNA of Caenorhabditis briggsae, 294 nucleotides long. The coding region runs from base 1 to 294 and encodes 97 amino acids. NCBI's taxonomy places the organism in Eukaryota, Metazoa, Nematoda, Chromadorea, Rhabditida, Rhabditidae. The transcript is spliced from 2 exons. The record is from RefSeq and is a predicted model, not a curated record.
AUGAGCAGCCUCAACAAGGGUUUCAUCGUCUGGAUUCUCAUUGUCAGUGUCAUUAUCAGUUGCUGUCACGCCAAAUCAAUCCCUGUCAAGCGUCGCAUGGUCCUUCGACUUCCAUUCGUGCACAAUCAGGAUAACAGUCAGAACUCCUUCCAACAACGAACCUUCCUCCGUAUGCUCAAUGGAAACUCUAAAAUCAAGAAGGCACUCAAUUCUGACGAAUUCUCAGGUGCCUCGUCUUCUGAUUCUAAUGGAAGCGAUCAGCAACAUCUGUACAUGUUCCGUCAACUCUAUUAA